Molecule: messenger RNA, 673 nt
Organism: Salmo salar (Atlantic salmon)
Lineage: Eukaryota; Metazoa; Chordata; Actinopteri; Salmoniformes; Salmonidae
Source: RefSeq, a predicted model, not a curated record
AUGGGAGCCGUGGAUAAGGCGGACAUUAUAAACAGCUUUGUGGAAUGCACUCGGAAAACGACCAAGUGGUAUAAGAAGAUAUUUUUCCAGCUGAUCGACACUGCUAUCCUCAACGGCAGCAUAGUUCACCGCCAACUAACAGGUAAAGUAAUUACCUACCAAAAAUACAGAGAGAACCUCAUGAGAGAGCUGUUGGAGGAGCACCACACCCCUCGGCGCCCCUCCACUAGGGGUCGCCCUGCUGUAGACAAUCCCCUACGCCUCACUGCACGGCAUUUUCCCUGCAAAGUCCAUCAAACUGCUGCUCAAGGUAGUCGCACACGGAGGCACUGCAAAGUCUGCCUGUCUGGCGCCAGGAGAAGUAAGCAGAGGAAGAUGACAAAAUACAUGUGUUUAGCUUGUGAUACACCUCUAUGUAUUUCACCAUGCUUUGAGGAGUAUCACAUGCUCAAGCAUUAUUGAGCACAUCUGCAGCAAUAAGUGACUGACUGACCUGACAGGUGACCUGCCAUGAUACUAUGCCUUUAGAGGUGGGGGUGGAAAUGCAGUUGUUAUUCAGUCACUGCAUGAAUAUUAAAUAUGGGUUAUGCAUAUUCCAUUUUUUUGUCCUCUAGUAAAACAAAUUGUUGUUGAACCAACUACCAAUACUUCAAUAAAAUAGACGACUAUUACA